Molecule: messenger RNA, 1181 nt
Organism: Triplophysa rosa
Lineage: Eukaryota; Metazoa; Chordata; Actinopteri; Cypriniformes; Nemacheilidae
Gene: ube2l3a
Product: ubiquitin-conjugating enzyme E2L 3a
Exons: 4
Coding region: 24-488 (154 amino acids)
Source: RefSeq, a predicted model, not a curated record
UUGUGGGUAAAGGCAAAUCCAAGAUGGCGGCGAGCAGGCGACUGCAUAAGGAACUUGAUGAAAUUCGCAAGUCUGGAAUGAAAACUUUCCGCAACAUUCUGGUUGACGAGUCGAACAUUCUGACCUGGCAAGGGCUCAUUGUGCCUGACAACCCUCCCUAUGAUAAAGGUGCAUUCCGGAUUGAGAUCACGUUCCCUGCGGAAUAUCCCUUUAAACCCCCAAAGAUUACGUUCAAAACAAAGAUCUACCACCCAAAUAUUGAUGAGAAGGGUCAGGUGUGCCUGCCAGUCAUAAGUGCAGAGAACUGGAAACCAGCAACCAAAACUGACCAAGUAAUCCAGUCUCUCAUCGCCCUCGUCAACGACCCCCAACCAGAACACCCACUCAGGGCUGACCUAGCAGAAGAAUACUCAAAAGACCGUAAAAAAUUCUUUAAGAACGCAGAAGAGUUUACAAGGAAACACGGCGAGAAGAGGCCAGUGGACUGAUAUUGCAUGGGCACGUUUCUCGUUUCUUCUCUGCCCGCAAAACCGUCUCCCCCAAUCCGAGUCCCCGCCAACCUGCUCUCACGCUGUCACCCAGCAUUCUCUGAGCCCUCAGAGCCCAACAUCCCAGCCGCAUUUCACCUUUGGCAGAAAGACCCCGUGACUUGCCCCGUGGGUGAAGUCAGAAAGACCCAGUGACUUGCCCCGUGGGUGUCGACCGGCUGGUGUAGCGUAAUCAUGGGACACAUGCCAAUGAGAUCUUAAAAAAAUUGUGAGAUUUAUGGGUGGGACAGGGCAGUGGGCGGGGCUAAGAGGUAAAAGUUUGUUCCUUUUAAUUAGUUCUUAAAUUGCACAGAGAUGUGUCCAGUCUGCUGUGCAAUGAAUCGACUGUUUUUAUAGCAGAAUACUACGGUGAACCAGAGUAUAAUGUUAAGUCGUUUCACUUUCACAUGUAUGACAUUGUUAAAAACUUAAAAUCCAAAAGAUCUUUGAACAAAGUCAUAUAAUACAUUAAUGUUCUAAAGGUGUGUGGAAAUUUUCAUUUCUCAUCUUUGUGUUUUUUAUAUAUUUGCUUAGGUUGCACUGUUUUCUGUGGAAUAAGGUUUAAUGUUCCUCAUAUUCUCAGUUUGUAUCUCAUGGAACUUCAGCUUAGUCACUGUCACAAAUAUAAAGUUUAUGAUGUCAUAAAAAAGUAAA